Messenger RNA from Rangifer tarandus platyrhynchus (Svalbard reindeer), 657 nucleotides. The record is from the annotation of a GenBank genome assembly. Lineage: Eukaryota; Metazoa; Chordata; Mammalia; Artiodactyla; Cervidae.
AUGUCCGAAGUCGUGCUCCCCGCUCCAGCUGCUUCCACUCCCCCUGAGAAGCCUUCAGCUGGUAAGAAGGCGAGGAAGCCUGCGAAGGCUGCAGCAGCCGCCAAGAAGAAACCCGCGGGCCCUUCAGUUUCGGAGCUGAUUGUACAAGCCGUUUCCUCCUCUAAGGAGCGCAGCGGUGUGUCCCUGGCCGCACUGAAGAAGGCGCUGGCGGCCGCUGGCUACGAUGUGGAAAAGAACAACAGCCGCAUCAAGUUGGGUCUUAAGAGCCUAGUGGGCAAAGGCACCUUGGUGCAGACCAAGGGCACCGGCGCCUCGGGUUCUUUCAAGCUCAACAAGAAAGUAGCCUCCGUGGAUGCUAAGCCCAGCGCCACAAAGGUGGCAACGAAAACCAAGGUAACAAGCGCUUCUAAGAAGCCCAAGAAGGCCGCUGGGGCGGCUGCUACUAAGAAAGGUGUCAAGACUCCAAAAAAGGCUAAAAAGCCUGUGGCGACAAAGAAGUCCUCCAAGAGUCCUAAGAAGCCCAAGGCUGUGAAGCCUAAGAAAGUAGCCAAGAGCCCUGCCAAAGCCAAGGCUGUGAAACCCAAAGGGGCCAAAGUAAAGAUAACCAAGCCAAAGACCGCUGCCAAACCCAAGAAGGCAGCACCCAAGAAGAAGUAA